Molecule: messenger RNA, 1284 nt
Organism: Letharia columbiana
Lineage: Eukaryota; Fungi; Ascomycota; Lecanoromycetes; Lecanorales; Parmeliaceae
Exons: 1
Coding region: 1-1284 (427 amino acids)
Source: RefSeq, a predicted model, not a curated record
AUGCCAAGCUCCAGCGAUUUCGACUCUCCUUAUGUCAGAUCGGCUUCGCAAACGACGAACCAACCUCGGAAUGAAAUCGAAGAACGAAAUUCUACGAGCGUCCAGGCUUUGUUUGCCACGGAUCCUGCCAAUGACAUGCGCAUGAUUGCAAACAAGAAAGACAAGCUAUUAGACACCAUAGACUCCUGGAUCAUGAAAGAUGCUACCUAUAUCAAAUGGCUGGUGGACGAUCGAUCACUUGUGCUAUGGCUACAUGGAGAUCCUGGGAAAGGCAAAACGAUGUUAGCCAUUGCGUUAAUUGAGGAAUUCUCUAGAAAGCUCCGAUUGGACCAAUCUGCGAAUGAUACCGCCUUGCUCUACUUUUUCUGCGACAAUCAAGACGACAGGGGUAGGACAGCGUCCCUCAUCCUUCGUGGCUUGAUAUAUCAAACUCUCUGUCAGCGUCCAGAUCUCGCCGUCUACUUGCAUAACGAGUACGAGAAACAACGCGAACAAUUGUUCUCCUCUCCGAACUCCCUACACACAUUGUGGCGGAUAUUCCAGACCAUCAUCGAGUACUCCGGCCUCCGAGAGAUCUUUAUCGUGAUUGAUGCCCUUGAUGAAUGCAACAAAGAAACAAUGGAGACGUUCUUGGUGCUUCUUGAGCCUUACAUCACAAUCGAGGAUGAUGAGCUCGCUCAGAGUUUCCAGAAGGAUCCGAGAUGUAACAUCAAAUGGCUCUUGACGAGUCGAAACGAAUUGAUGAUUAAGCAGCUAUUGACAGGGUCACUAGACGUUAGUCUAGAGGAAAACUCUAGUCAUGUUGAUGAGGCUGUUUUGAAAUUCAUUGACGUCAAAGUGAACCAGUUGACCAGGGUGAAAAAUUACGAUGAGGCGCUUAGAGCAGUCGUGGGAGAUUGCCUUCGUCAGAAAGCCGAGGGAACUUUCUUGUGGGUUGCGCUGGCCUGUCGUGAAUUAUCAAAACCCUCGGUAUUGUCGAUCAACACGGAGGAGACACUUUCUCAUCUACCUUCUGGAAUAACGCCUUUGUAUACUCGAAUCAUGGAUCAAGUCUUGACCUCUGGAGACGAGAAGUCGACUGUUUAUAUCAAAUCGAUUCUCCAGUCUAUGAUCGUGGCUCUGAGACCUCUUAUGCUACCCGAGUUGGCUGUUGCUGCGGGCUUGCCAAAGCAAUAUCAUCACAACCUCCACGUGCUCGCAGAAUACGUCGACCAGUGUGGAUCAUGGUUACUAUUCGGGAACGACAAGCUCACUUCGUUCAUCUGUCGGCGAAGACCUAUCUAA